Molecule: messenger RNA, 4222 nt
Organism: Erythranthe guttata (spotted monkey flower)
Lineage: Eukaryota; Viridiplantae; Streptophyta; Magnoliopsida; Lamiales; Phrymaceae
Gene: LINC1
Product: little nuclei1
Biological process (GO): nucleus organization
Cellular component (GO): nucleus
Source: RefSeq, a predicted model, not a curated record
CAACGGAUAUAAACAAAUCGGACCCAUGGGUAGGAAAGGAAAUUCCAGUGAAGGAAUUGCUGUCGGAGCAUAAAAUAGGAAAGAAAUACGAGAACGUGAGUGAUCCGCGCACACCACAAGGUGGGUCUGUUGAAAAGGGUAGAGAGAGAGAGAGAGAGAGAGAGAGAGAGGGGGGGUUAGAGAGAGAGAGAGAAAGUUGGUUUGGAGUCGUUACCGGAUUUGACCACAUACUAUUCGCCGGAAUUUGGGAACUCUGUUCGCGUCCGCCUCGGGGUUCCCCUGGAAUUUAGGGUUUCAUUUCACAUCUUACUGCUCAAAAUUAGUGCAGAAAUCCUUAGGUUUUUGGAUCGAGUUGGGUUUGGGAUCUGAACAGCCGCUGCAGAAUGUUUACGCCGAAGAAGAAGCUCUGGUCGCUGACUCCGAGCAGCGAACCGGGCCAAAAAAACGGUUCCGUCUCGGGUUUGAACACUAACCCCAUAAGCCCAAGAAAUGGCGAGGCAUCAGCCAAAGGCAAAUCCGUGGGUUUUCUUCAGAGCGACGGGAUUAUGGACCAAGCCUCGCUCACUGAGAGGGUUGCCAAGCUCGAAAAUGAGCUCUUUGAGUAUCAAUACAACAUGGGCCUUCUUUUGAUUGAAAAGAAGGAGUGGACUCUGAGCUAUGAUGAACUAAAGCAAGCUUUGGCAGAUGCGACUGAUACCCUAAAAAGAGAGCAAGCUGGUCGUUCAAGUGUACUCUCUGAGGCAGAGAAGCGAGAAGAGAAUUUAAAGAAAGCAUUGGGUGUCGAAAGGCAAUGCGUGCAUGAUCUCGAGAAGGCUUUACGUGAAAUACGCUCAGAAUAUGCUGAGAUUAAGUUUAAUGCUGAUUCAAAAUUGGCGGAGGCUAAUGCAUUAGUCACAAGCGUUGAAGAGAAGUCGUUAGAGGUUGAAGCAAAGUUUCAUGCAGCUGACGCCAAACUUGCCGAAAUAAGUAGGAAGAGCUCAGAAAUUGAGAGGAAAUUGCACGAAUUGGAGGCUCAAGAAAAUGCACUUCGAAGAGAACGGUCUAUCUUCAACACAGAGCGUGAAGCACAUGAUGCUUCUAUAUCUAAUCAAAGGGAAGAUUUACGAGAGUGGGAACGGAAGUUACAGGAAGCAGAGGAGAGGCUGGCUGAUGGUAGAAGACUGCUGAACCAAAGAGAGGAGAGGGCAAAUGCAAACGAUAAGAUUUUGAAGGAAAAACAGAAUGACCUUGAAGAAUUAAGAAAAAAGAUUGAGAUGGGAAAUUCAGCUUUGAAGAACAAAGAAGAAGAUGUAAGGAGCAGACUAGCAAGCAUAACUAUUAAGGAAAAGGAAGAUGAUGAUGUUAGGAAAAAAUUAGAGGAGAAGGAGAAACAAUUGCUGGAAUUAGAAGAAAAUCUGAAUACUAGAGAAAAGUUUGAGAUUCAGAAACUGUUGGAUGAACACAACAGAAUCCUUGCUGAAAAGCAGAAGGAGUUCGAGUUGGAGAUGGAGCAGAAAAGAAAGUUGAAUGAUGAACAUUUGAAAGACAAGGUCGUUGAAUUGGAGAAAAAGGAAGCUGAAAUUACACAUAUGGAAGAGAAAAUAAAGAAACGUGAACAGGCAAUUGAAAAGAAAACGGAGAAAGUGAGGGAGAAGGAAAUGGAUUUUGAAUCCAAAUCAAAAGCCUUGAAGGAAAAAGAGAAGUCCCUUAAAAUUGAGGAGAAAAACUUGGAGAAAGAGAGAAAGCAAAUGCUUGCUGAAACGGAAGACUUGCUUACUCGGAAGGCUGAGCUCGAGAGCAUUAAGAUCGACAUCGAGAAACUGCAGCAGAGAUUAAAUGAAGAGAGAGAACAGCUAAAAGUAACUGAAGCUGAAAGAAUAGAAUAUGCUCGCCUGCAAUCUGAGUUGAAAGAGGAGAUAGACAAAUACAGAUUCCAAAGUGAGCAACUUAUGAAGGAAGCAGAUGGUUUGAAGCAAGAAAAAGAGAAAUUUGAGAAAGAAUGGGAAGAGUUAGAUGAUAAAAGAACUGAGAUAAAGAAAGAACAAGAGGACGUUCUUGAACAGAAAAUAUAUUUAGAAAAACUAAGACAUUCUGAGGAGGAAAAACUUCGUGGUGAGAAGCUAGAGACAGAGCAAUAUGUACAAAGGGAAUUGGAAGCUCUUAAAUUGGCAAAAGAUUCUUUUGCUGCUAGUAUGGAGCAUGAAAAGUCGAUAUAUGCUGAGAAAACUCAGAGUGAAAAAAGUCAACUGGUUCAUGAUUUUGAAAUGCGGAAACAAGAACUUGAGACCGAGAUGCGGAGGAAGCAGGAAGAGAGAGAGAGUUCCUUGCAAGAGAGGGAAAAAUCAUUUGAACAAGAGAAGGAAAUGGAACUUAACAAUAUUAAUUACUUGCGGGAAGUAGCCAAAAGAGAAAUGGAAGAGAUGAAGUUGGAAAGACUUCGCAUGGAGAAAGAAAAAACGGAAAUGUCGCACAAUAAGAAGCAUGUCGAAGCACAGCAACAUGAGAUGAAAAAAGAUAUUAUGGAGUUGGUUGACUUGAGCCAGAAGUUGAAGGAUCAAAGGGAACAAUUCAUCAAGGAAAGAGAACGAUUCAUUGCAUUUGCUGAGAAACAGAAGAACUGCAACAUUUGUGGAGAGACUAUUAGCGAGUUUAUGCUGUCUGAUCUUCAUACAUUAACCGAAAUGAAAAACCUUGAAGCCCCUCCGUUGCCAAGGGUGGCAGAGAAUUAUUUGGAAGGAGUUGAAGGCACUAUCGCAGGGUUUGAUGCUGAGUCAUCUCCUGCUCGAGUUAACUCAGGAUCUCCUACUGCUCCUGGUGGAACAAUGUCUUGGCUCCGAAAAUGUACCACAAAAAUUUUCAAGUUCUCUCCUGGAAAGAAACUUGAACUUGAUUAUACGGAGGAUCUUGCAGGGUCGUCGGCACUCCCUGAGAAGCGAGAUGUGGAUUCACCAAAAUCAUUGCCCGGUGGUGAAAAGGAGGCAGAACCAUCCUCACAAAUCGCAAAUGAUUCUUUUGAUGUCCAAAUAGUUGAAUCUGAUAGUGCCAUUAGGAAGGUUGAAGAUCCAGUGAAUACCCAAGAAUAUUCUCAGAAAUCUGACCUUAAGGCACGUCGCCGUGGACCUGGCAAAGGGGGUAGACCUAGAACACGAACAGUGAAGGCUGUGGUCACUGGUUCCAAGACCAAUGGUAAUGCCGAGAAUUCUGUUUACACGAAUGAUGAAAGCCAAACAGAAUCUGAUCUUGUUGGAACAACAAAAGACAGAAGAAAGAGAACUCGGGUUCAUGGAUCACAGGCAACAGUAAGUGACAGUCAAACUGAAGGUCAUUCAGACAGCAUCAAGGAUGGUGAUCGCCCGAAGAGACGACAGAGAGUUGUCGCAGCUGAGCAAAGCGUUGGUCAGCGGCGAUACAAUCUCCGGCAGCCCAAAAAAUCCGUAGGAACGACAAAUGGAUCCUUACCUCAAGUUAGGAAGGGCAAGGAAAAUGAAUCAGAUAAACUGCCUGUCUUAGAAGCUGACCAAUAUGAAAAUUUUGUAACUGAGGGAGCUUCAAGGGAAGAAAUAGAUGAAUGCGGUGCAGCAGCUCCACUUCCCAAAAGAUUUGGUGGUGAAGAGCCUGUAAGAAGUAACAAUGGUGCUAGCGAGUUCUCUGCAGAUAGUCCUUUCAAAAAUGCAGUAGGCACUCGUAGAGAACAUGUGGAUGACAUGGUUCUGAGUGAGGAGGUGAAUGGAACAGCAGAAGAAGGCAUGGAAUACAGCGGUGAAGAAUUCAAAACCGAGAGCGAAGUUGAAGAAGGCGACAAUAAUGAAGACGAUGAGGUAGAGCAUCCCGGUCAAGCUUCCAUCGGAAAGAAGUUCUGGAACUUCCUCACUACGUAAAAAAUAAAAAUGUCCAGUUUCUCUGGUUUUUGAUUGUAUCCACGUUUUUAGCAUUAUUUCUUUGUUUUGCAGUGCAAAGAAUUUAUUUCUGACUUAGUUUGUGUGUAAUAGUUUGCAUAUAAGACUUAAAAACACAGAAGGCAAAUUCAUUCAGGCUGGAGGUGUUAGGUGUUUGUUAUUGUCUACAGUUUGUCUAGGGAUAGGUAAUUAAUGUAGUAGCAUUCUUGGACAGUAGCCACCAGUAUUUACACUGGUCUUGUUUUUUUCGUUUCCUUUUUCUUGACUUGUGAUUUUGUGUGUGUAUUAAAACCGUUCCCUUGGCUUGUAAUUUUUAUUAUGUCAAAAAUGUGCUUAAAUUUGUAGGA